AUUAUUAAUUGCAGUUAUUUCGGCGCUUCUGCAAUCACUGUAUGAACUGUUAGAGCCGCAGCUGCGCGCACUGUCCGUCAAUGGUUUAGCUGGUGGAAGCUUGCAUACACGAACCGUUAUCCUGGCCAUCUUGCUAAUCAUUGCUUCAGUCACAGCAUCGAUAACGAUUGCUCGUUUUCUCCCCAUCGAUCUGUGGUGUUUAAUAAUUGUUUCAAAUUGUCUGCUGACAGGCAUACACGCUUUAUCGGCAACGGUAGUCUCUGGCAUAGUGACAUGCGAGUCACGAUCCAGGACACCAUGGGAACAGGCUGAUGAUCUUUUAUUUAUAUGCAAAACGGCUACUUGUGCUGCUGAUUUGAUACUUUCAAUGAACGUCGUCAGCUACGGCAUUCUGACAUCCAUUGAAGGUAAUAGUAUCUUAACGUCUGGCCGUAGAAGAAUCAGUUGGUUCUGUAAAAUUUUUUUACUUUUACGUAUCAGAACUUCUCGUGAUUAAUU
Molecule: messenger RNA, 498 nt
Organism: Gongylonema pulchrum
Lineage: Eukaryota; Metazoa; Nematoda; Chromadorea; Rhabditida; Gongylonematidae
Source: the annotation of a GenBank genome assembly